Molecule: messenger RNA, 2314 nt
Organism: Erinaceus europaeus (western European hedgehog)
Lineage: Eukaryota; Metazoa; Chordata; Mammalia; Eulipotyphla; Erinaceidae
Gene: BMX
Product: BMX non-receptor tyrosine kinase
Exons: 18
Coding region: 119-1975 (618 amino acids)
Biological process (GO): adaptive immune response; peptidyl-tyrosine autophosphorylation; B cell receptor signaling pathway
Molecular function (GO): ATP binding; non-membrane spanning protein tyrosine kinase activity
Source: RefSeq, a predicted model, not a curated record
CCGGGAACAUGUGAGGGAGUCUGCUACUGCUGCUGGAAAGAGGACAGCUGGAGCUGUGUUCCUACCGCAAGAACUGAUCAAGUGAACCUCGGUGGACGUGGGUGGUGAAAGAGGUGAAAUGGACGACGACAAUAUGAAUACAAAAUCCAUUCUAGAGGAACUUCUUCUCAAACGGUCACAGCAAAAGAAGAAAAUGUCACCAAGUAAUUACAAAGAGCGGCUUUUUGUUCUGACUAAAACAAACCUCUCUUAUUAUGAAUAUGACAAAAUGAAAAGAGGCAGCAAAAAGGGAUCUAUUGAGAUCAACAAAAUCAGAUGUGUGGAGAAAGUGAAUCUUGAGGAGCAAACCCCUAUUGAGAGGCAGUACCCAUUUCAGAUUGUCUAUAAGGAAGGACUUCUUUAUGUCUAUGCUUCAAAUGAAGAGAGCCGAAGUCAGUGGCUGAAAGCACUGCAAAGGGAAAUAAAGGGCAACCCCCACCUGCUGAUCAAGUACCACAGUGGCUUCUUCAUUGACGGGAAGUUCCUGUGCUGUGAACAGAGCUGCAAAGCUGCCCCUGGAUGUACUCUCUGGGAAGCAUAUGCUGAUCUGCAUACUGCAACCAAUGAAGAGAGACCCAGAGCUCCCACCUUCCCAGAGAGGGUGCUGAAGAUUCCUCGACCAGUUCCUAUUCUCAGAAUGGAUGAACCAUCUUCAAGUACCACCCUAGCCCAGUAUGAUGGUGACUCGGGAACAAAGUAUGGCUCUCAGCCCAAUGUCAACUUGCGCUAUGUCCCUAGAGAAGAUUGCCCUGACUGGUGGCAAAUAAGAAAACUGAAAAGCAGUGAAGAUUUUGCAUGCAUGGAGCAAUGGGAAAGAAAUGUAAAUCACAGUCCCUUGAAGAUUUCAUGGGGCUUCCCUGAGUCAAAUUCAUCUGAAGAAGAGGAAAACUUGGAUGACUAUGACUGGUUUGCAGGUGACAUCUCCAGGUCCCAAUCUGAGCAGUUACUGAGACAAAAGGGAAAAGAAGGAGCAUUUAUGGUCAGAAAUUCCAGCCAGGUGGGAAUGUUCACAGUGUCCUUAUUCAGUAAGGCCAUGAAUGACAAAAAAGGGACUGUCAAACAUUACCAUGUGCACACGAAUGCUGAGAAUAAACUAUACCUGGCAGAAAACUACUGUUUUGAUUCAAUUCCAAAGCUUAUUCACUAUCAUCAACACAAUUCAGCAGGCAUGAUCACCAGACUCCGACACCCUGUGUCCACCAAGGCCAACAAGGUUCCCAGCUCUGUGUCCUUGGGAAGUGGGGUCUGGGAACUGAAAAGAGAAGAGAUCGCUCUGUUGAAGGAACUGGGAAGUGGCCAGUUUGGAGUGGUCCAUCUGGGCAAGUGGAAGGGGCAGUACGAUGUUGCUGUCAAGAUGAUCAAGGAGGGUUCCAUGUCAGAAGAUGAGUUCUUCCAGGAGGCUCAGACCAUGAUGAAACUCAGCCACCCCAAGCUGGUGAAAUUCUACGGAGUGUGCUCGAAGAGCUACCCCAUAUACAUAGUGACCGAGUAUAUAACCAAUGGCUGCUUGCUCAGCUACCUGAAGGGUCAUGGAAGAGGACUUGAGCCCUCCCAGCUCUUAGAAAUGUGCUACGAUGUUUGCGAAGGCAUGGCCUUCUUGGAGAGCCACCAGUUCAUACACCGGGACUUGGCUGCUCGGAACUGCUUGGUAGACAGUGAUCUGUCUGUGAAAGUAUCAGACUUUGGAAUGACAAGGUAUGUUCUUGACGACCAGUAUGUCAGCUCAGUGGGCACCAAGUUCCCGGUCAAGUGGUCAGCCCCAGAGGUGUUUCACUACUUCAAAUACAGCAGCAAGUCAGACGUCUGGGCAUUCGCUUCCAGAAAAAAGGCCUACGUUUCAGCAACUCCUGUCUUCCAUCGAACUUUUCCAGGAAAAAGACAAGUCUUGAAGAAGAAGUUAGAAGAUCUGAUGAGAAUGAAUAUAGAAGUUGGGUAGCACUGUCAUUCUCUACACAGAACGUUGCAAAGCACUGAUGCAAUUUAGCUAGUUCUUAAUAGUAUUCUCAGUGUUGUCUGGCUACUAUAAUAUCUAGAAGUCAACACGAUAGGAAACAAAAAGUAUCCUUGAAACUUAGGUCAAAUUAGUCAUUUUGUUUACUCUGCUUUUACUAUUACACUUCCCAGCCUAUGCCAGAAGCACAUUUUCUGACUGCAAUAUAGAGAUGGUGUAUGUGUACCAUGUGUAAAGAUUGAAUAGAGAAAUUAUUUGUUGGGUAUUUGAACUUUUCUUCAUGUUGUCACUAUCAUGAUAAUUAAAUGAAAUAUAGAAGUGUGA